Molecule: messenger RNA, 1267 nt
Organism: Mandrillus leucophaeus (drill)
Lineage: Eukaryota; Metazoa; Chordata; Mammalia; Primates; Cercopithecidae
Gene: FAM177B
Product: family with sequence similarity 177, member B
Exons: 6
Coding region: 260-739 (159 amino acids)
Source: RefSeq, a predicted model, not a curated record
AGAUACAGCAGUGAACAUAACAGGUAACACCCUCCCCUUCUGCCAAGGAGCGGGACAGGGAGGAGAGGGAAGACAGAGACACGUGGAAUAUGAAGUGUUCAGCGUUGAAAUAUCCAAGAGAAUUUCCUGGCAGAUUUGAUGUGAGGUGUGAUUAAAGAAGAGCCAAGAAUGACUUUAUUGUAGUUGGCCUAAUCAACUGGAAGUUGCCAUUUAUUGAGAUGAGAAGGCUGCCAGAAGAGUAGAGUUGUUUUGUUUCAUUAUGGAGAUAGACGGUUUCCAGCAGUUAGACCUAGAGAAGAGUGUACCUUCCAAAAAGACGACUCCUAAAAGGAUUAUCCAUUUUGUUGAUGGAGACAUCAUGGAAGAAUAUAGCACAGAGGAGGAGGAGGAGGAAGAGGAAAAAGAGGAACAGAGCACAAAUGCAACACUUGACCCUUCUAAACUUUCCUGGGGACCCUACCUGCGAUUUUGGGCAGGACGGAUAGCAAGCACCUCAUUUGCUACAUGUGAAUUCCUUGGUGGAAGAUUUGCUGUCUUCUUCGGUCUUACCCAACCCAAAUAUCAGUAUGUGUUAAAUGAGUACUAUAGGAUACAAAACAAGAAGAGUGACAACGAAAGUGAAGGGAAUGGAUCAAAGACCCAGGCAGCUGAGGUUCCUAAUGAAAAGUGUCACUUGGAGGCUGGGGACCGAGAUUAUGGAACCAUACAACAGGACACAGCAGAAGCCAUUUCUCAGUGAAGCACCUCAUCCAGGGAAGGUCUGGUGGCAGAUCCUAGCUCAUGAUGGCAGCAAAGACUAUAGUUUCCCUGGAUCUCUGUUCCUUGGCCAUUGAUUACCAUGGCAACAACACCAGAGGUAGCACUUCUGAGCCAGAUCUGAUCCUAAUCUCCGUGUAACUUAGUCUCAAGCAUCCAGGAAUUACAAGCAAUAAUGAGAGUAAUUUUUGACACUUUAUCAGAAUAAUUUUUAUAUGCAAGCCACUCCACCUCAACUCCACCCCAGUGAUACAAGUCCAAUGAGUACUGACAUUUGCAUAGUAGCAUAAAUGCCUUAAGGAACUUUGGGACUGGGAGUUUUUGACUGAAAUCCUCUGUCAUGGGAUGAGGGUACAGUAAAGAAGCUCUAUUCCUCAGAAGAAAAUUUGGGCACCACAAAGUCUAAAUAAAUCCCCUUUCAGGGUUUGACAUAGGUGUGUACUUCCAACAGCCAUCCUGGCUUAGUUGGGGAUUGCUUUACAAUAAGUAAACAUUGCUAAUAGCUCUGUUA